This is a messenger RNA of Knipowitschia caucasica, 1170 nucleotides long. The record is from the annotation of a GenBank genome assembly. Lineage: Eukaryota; Metazoa; Chordata; Actinopteri; Gobiiformes; Gobiidae.
AUGUCCCGCCAUGAAGGUGUUAGCUGUGAUGCGUGUUUAAAAGGGAACUUUAGGGGAAGACGGUUCAAGUGUUUAAUUUGCUACGACUAUGAUCUGUGUGCGUCGUGCUACGAAAGCGGAGCCACUACAACCAGACACACCACAGAGCAUCCCAUGCAGUGUAUAUUAACCAGGGUAGACUAUGAUUUGUAUUAUGGCGGCGAUACAUUUUCAGUAGAGCAACCUCAGUCUUUCACUUGUCCUUAUUGUGGGAAGAUGGGCUUCACAGAAACGUCUUUACAAGAGCACGUCACUGCAGAACACGCCGAAACAUCCACCGAAGUGAUCUGUCCCAUAUGUGCAGCACUACCUGGCGGCGACCCCAAUCAUGUUACAGAUGACUUCACCGCUCACCUUACACUUGAACAUAGAGCACCAAGAGAUUUAGAUGAGUCCAGCAGUGUGCGACAUGUACGUAGGAUGUUUCACCCGGGACGAGGGUUAGGAGGUCCGAGAGCGCGGAGGACAAAUAUGCACUUUACUAGCGGUUCAACAGGAGGCCUCUCCUCCUCUUCGUCACAGAGCUCCACCUACACGUCUAGCAACAGGGAAGCCAUGGACCCAAUAGCAGAGCUGCUGUCUCAGCUCUCCGGUGUACGUCGUGCCGCCGGGGGCCAGAUAAACUCCUCGGGGCCCUCGGCGUCGCAGCUGCAGCAGCUUCAGAUGCAGCUGCAGUUGGAGCGGCAGCAGGCACAGGCGGCGCGGCAGCAGGUGGAGUCCGGGCGCCACGCCACACGCCGCAGCAACAACGCAGGAAAUGCAGGCACCGCCAUCGCUCCGCCCAGCGCCACGGCAACGAACACGGCCACCGUGGGCGACAGCGCCCUCUCGUCAUCAUCACACAGCUCCCAGUUUUUAUUAUCUCGGUUGAAUGAACCGAAAAUGUCAGAGACUGAGCGUCAGUUGUUGGAGGGAGAACGGGCCGACCGCAGUCUGUUCGUGCAGGAGUUGCUGCUGUCGACGUUGAUGCGUGAGGAGAGCUCUUCCUCUGACGAGGACGAGCGGCGAGACUUCGCUGACUUCGGCGCCAUGGGCUGCGUGGAGAUCAUGCCUUUAGAUGUGGCGCUGGAGAACCUCCAGCUCCGAGAGAGCAACUCUUUGGGGAAAGAGCCUCCGCCGCCUCCUCUUUGA